CGUGUCGCUCGACGCCGUGCGCCGCCGCCCGCCGUUCCGCGAGGAGACAGGCGUCCACCUCUCCCGCCUGCAUGGCUGCCACUUCGCUCUCCUCCCUUCGCUUAUUGACGACGCAUGCCUGCCUCAGACCGACCACCGAAGAAUCCCGCAACCAUGGCGCUCCAGCUUGCCGUCCUCCUCUUACUGCUCCCACUACUCGCCGGCGCGUCCGCCGACGACAAAUUCAUCCGGCAGGUGACGACGCAAGGUACCCGCGCCGGCGCGGGCCCGGGUCUGCUCCCGGAGGCGCAGUUCGCAGCGUUCGUGAGGCGGCACGGGCGGCGGUACUCCGGGCCCAAGGAGUAUGCGCGUCGGCUGCGCGUGUUCGCGGCCAACCUGGCCCGCGCGGCGGCGCACCAGGCGCUGGACCCGACGGCGCGCCACGGGGUCACGCCCUUCUCCGACCUCACGCGGGAGGAGUUCGAGGCGCGCCUCACGGGCCUGCGCGCCGGCGGGGACGUCCAGCGGCUCAUGAGUGGCGUGCCGGCCGCCCCGCCGGCCUCGAAGGAGGAGGUGGCCCGUCUGCCGGCCAGCUUCGACUGGCGCGACAAGGGCGCCGUCACGGGCGUCAAGACGCAGGGCGCGUGCGGGUCGUGCUGGGCGUUCAGCACGACGGGCGCGGUGGAGGGCGCCAACUUCCUCGCCACGGGGGAGCUCGUCGACCUCAGCGAGCAGCAGCUGGUCGACUGCGACCACACGUGCAGCGCGGUGGCGCAGAACGAGUGCAACAACGGCUGCGCCGGCGGGCUGAUGACGAACGCGUACUCGUACCUGAUGGAGUCCGGCGGCCUGAUGGAGCAGAGCGCGUACCCGUACACGGGCGCGGCGGGGCCCUGCCGCUUCGACCCGACCCAGGUCGCCGUCCGCGUGGCCAACUUCACCGCCGUGCCGGCCGGCGACGAGGCCCAGAUCCGCGCGGCGCUCGUCCGCCGCGGGCCCCUCGCGGUGGGGCUCAACGCGGCGUUCAUGCAGACGUACGUGGGCGGGGUGUCGUGCCCUCUCAUCUGCCCGCGCGCGUGGGUCAACCACGGCGUGCUCCUCGUCGGCUACGGCGCGCGCGGCUUCGCGGCGCUGCGGCUGGGCUACCGCCCCUACUGGAUCAUCAAGAACUCGUGGGGAAAGCAGUGGGGUGAGCAAGGGUACUACCGCCUGUGCCGCGGAAGCAACGUAUGCGGCGUCGACAGCAUGGUCUCCGCCGUCGCCGUGGCACCGGCGCUGUGAACGAAUCCAGUGUACUCCUGAAACGGAAGUCCUGGACGGGGCAUGGUAUUGUCUGCACGUGGUAGUGUAGGCUUGGAUACAAGUGAUAAAGGAAUAACAAAUCCCGAUACGUACAGCCGUACAGACCCCACCCAUGUGCUCUUUGCUACUCGUUCCGUUCCAUUCUAAUAUAAAUUAUAUAUAAAUGAGUUCUAAUUU
Molecule: messenger RNA, 1458 nt
Organism: Zea mays
Lineage: Eukaryota; Viridiplantae; Streptophyta; Magnoliopsida; Poales; Poaceae
Exons: 2
Coding region: 115-1260 (381 amino acids)
Biological process (GO): proteolysis
Molecular function (GO): cysteine-type peptidase activity
Source: RefSeq, marked validated